This is a messenger RNA of Priceomyces carsonii, 357 nucleotides long. RefSeq lists its product as uncharacterized. The transcript has a single exon. The record is from RefSeq and is a predicted model, not a curated record. Bases 1 to 357 code for a protein of 118 amino acids. Lineage: Eukaryota; Fungi; Ascomycota; Pichiomycetes; Serinales; Debaryomycetaceae.
AUGUUAGUAUUUGCUAAAGGUAUCAAAUCCAUAAACCACAUAGUCGAAAGUAUGUCGCACCAAUUCUAUGAUAGAUAUCAGAUGCCUAGUAUUGGUUUUAAAUUUACAAUCAAAAUAUCGGUUUCAUCCUCGUGUUUGAUCUUGCUGAUGGCUCUCUUAGCCAAGUAUAGUUUAUUUUCAGAUUUCCAAUACAAUUACUCUCACCAAUGCGUAAAAUCUCUAGAGUACAGCUAUAGUACUAAACUUGAAGUUUUCCAAUCAUGUUCCAUUUUCUCUCGUCCAAAUGCAUUCAUGAAUAAAAUAUUAACACAUACGUUUUCGCCAUCUUGCUUCUAUUUGUCUCCUUCUUUCUUCUAG